AUGGGUCUAAGACUUCACAACAGCAGCGAUGCCCUAGAUCUUGAUCUCACCCAGCGGUACCUGUCCCCCGGCCCCCCGCAGGUCAACAGGCCGCAGCCCCGCGCCCACUACAACGGCGCCUACUUCCACGCCGACGGCUCCAUCGCCCUGAACCGGGAGCUCGCCGGCCUCAAACUCCCUCUCCUCGACCUCAUUCUCACCGCAAACCACCAGAAACGGGCCCGCCGGCAACGGCAGACCUCUCGGCGCCAGACGCAUCGCUCAACACGGCAAUGGCGCACUGACGAGGCGGCCGAGGGCCGCACCCUGGCCUCGAGCGGCCACAGACUCCCCGGCGAGCAGCACCGUCGAACGCCGUCCUUGGAGAGGGAGGAAGCUUUCCGGGACCCGCGUACAACAAAGUCCCGGCUCCACCCCGACGAUGCGCCCGAUGUUGCACAGCUGUAUCGGAUGGGGCUUCUCUAUGACGAUGAGCACCUCCGCGGUUCUGCUUUCGGUCUGGAUCUCAUUGACCACCUCUCGGAGCCAGAGUACACCACGCGCCCUGCCAAGCGGGCGCGCAAGUCCAAACCUCGGCAGCCGGCCUCGUACGACGACGAUGUGCAACUCGCUCUUGACCUCUCCCUCGCUGAACUCGGCCGCGACGAGUCUUUUGCGCAAUUCCUCUGCUCCCCGGAUCUAGACGAAUUGCCCUCGGGUGACGAGUCUGACGGUAGCACGUAUAGCGCACGACUCGCGCCCCUGCAAUUUGUCUCUGAACUCGUGCAGUCGCCAGAGUACUUUAGCGACAACACGUUGCCCGAACUCACGACGGAUUCCGAUUCUGAUUCUUCUGCUUCUUACAACUUUUCUUCUGACGAAGACGAUUCUACUGGCGCGGAACCUGGGAAACGUUUGAACGCAACAACAGAGCAUGAUGGAACGAACCAGGAGUUUGACCGCGCCCCCUGGAUGGUGCCAGGUGACGGCUCGUAG
This is a messenger RNA of Colletotrichum orchidophilum, 975 nucleotides long. RefSeq lists its product as uncharacterized. The record is from RefSeq and is a predicted model, not a curated record. Lineage: Eukaryota; Fungi; Ascomycota; Sordariomycetes; Glomerellales; Glomerellaceae. The transcript has a single exon. Bases 1 to 975 code for a protein of 324 amino acids.